GUAUACAUGUAUUUUGACAAUACAAACUUUGUACAAUGGUAUGGAUAAAAUGUUAAACAUCAGACUAAUGUAAAAAGAUUUAAGCUGACAUGAGAAGAAUGAAACGAAUUUAGAAGUAGCGUUGAAUGAUGUCAGUUAUCGUUUUAAGAAUACAAAGUGUAUGUAUAACAGACCCGGAUCCAGAAAUAUUUCAUUUGGGUGCGGUGAGCGGCAACAGUUAAAGAAUGAAGGCGGCAUCGGCGAGCGGAGUUGGGUUAGGUACGGAAGGGGGUAACUCCUCAUAUUAGUCUCAACAAGUAUGACACGAAUGAUGAGUCUACAUUCAACUGGAUUACCUGCUAUGAUGUUGCUAGCUCCAAAGGCAAACAUAACAGACAAAUAAAGACUAGACUGAGAUGGAUACGACUUUAACAGAUGACAAUGAACGUUAUCUUAGACAUCUUCUACUUCUUGGACAAGCUACGCCAUUAGCUGUAAAAGCUGUUAUAAAUCAUGAGAUAUCAAAGCGCGGGAAGACUCUUCGCUGCCUUUUGCUUGAGAAGAAAGAAACAAUUCAGAAUAUUUACAAUAAGGAGUUUUCGAAACUGUUUCCGGAAGAUGAAGUGAAUGCGCAUCUCGAUUCUUGGGACAUACAUUCGAAUUGUGUUGCAGUACUGGUCCUGUUUGAAUAUCUAGCCGAAGAUAAACUUGAGGCAAUAAAAUGCAUAAGAGAUCAGAGAAAUGACUUGGAUGAGUAUGCUACCACUGCUGCACUUAGCUUCGACGAGUUUGACAACAAAUGGAAAACAUUACAUAAUGCUUUACUAGCGUUGAUCAAAGACAUAAAUGAUCAAGAUACUCAUGAAUGUAAAAGAAUGAUUCAUUCGUUUUACUCGGAAUCUAUUCUUGUUAACUAUGAGCUAAUACUCAAGAUGCAACAAACAAAAAAUGUUGACUUGCAUGUUCAAAUGGCUAUACAAGAGAAAAUAUUUCCAGAAAUACAAAGUACACUGGACGAUACUGAUGAACCGUGCAACACAGCGGAAACAAUCCCAUUUAGUUUAGAAUUCAUAGAGGAACUCAAGGAUACACUCGUUAGCGUUGGUGAACCAGCGAUCUUAGAAUGUAAAUUAAACAAAGCUGAACAAUCAGUCAAGUGGAUAAAGAAUUACAAACCGUUUGUAACAACAGAUACGGUCAAGCUUCUAAACGAUAACUGUUCUCACUGGAUGGUAGUAUCCAAGGCAAACCCAACAGAUUCAGGUCUCUAUUCUUGUGUUUGUGGAGGUAUUAGAACAUCGGCUUCUCUCACAGUGUCAGAGGACCCAGUCAAUGUUAUCCAAGAUUUAGCCGAAGAAGAAGAAGUCAUGGAAAACAUGGACGUUUCCCUCGUUUGCAAAAUCUUCUUGUUUAAAGAAAAACCGAUUUGGCGACACAACAACAAAGAAAUAAUACCAAGCAACAGAAUCAUUGCCUCUUCAUAUAAACUAGAACACAAGCUGACGAUCUUAAAUGCAACGUUUCUAGAUGAUGGUGAAUACAUGGUUGAUUUUGGUGUCCGGAAACUGAAAACAAAGUUAACAGUAAAAGGAGAUAUUGACACAUUACACCAAAAACAACUGAAGGAAUGCCUUUUUAAAAACUGGAUAAGAGCUGUCUUAGGCUUAAAGUAUCUGAAAUCUGGUCUAGAGGAUGUCUCUGAUGAAUUCGUGCAAAAUCAACAUGUAGAAUUUUUACGUAAAUUUCAAAAUGCAAAACCAUGCACACAAUGUAAUGAAGCAAGUCUUUUAAAAGGUAAAAAGUGUCCGAAUAAAUUUUGCAGUGAAUUAUAUCAACUUAUAGUUGACGAGCAUCGCUCAAAAAAGCCAGAACUGAAGAACACGGUCAUACAAAAUUGGAGCAGCAAAGAUCCCUGGAACCUUGCAUUAUGUUAUAUCAAUACCUUAGGAUAUACAGGAAAGGGCUCAGCAAAAGAAAUAGACUGUGCUGGGUUACUCAGCAUAUUCAUUAACAACAAAUAUUUCAAUGCCAGCCUUGGUAACGUUGAUAUAGUUGGACUCAAGUUAUUCAAAAAGGCAAAAGAUAUGCGCAAUGCUUUACUUCACAGUCCAAAUUAUGAACAGUCAGAGAAGCAACUGAAGCAUUGUAUAAACUUGUUCAAAAGUGUACUUGAGGUCAAAGACAUAUCUGGCAAAACACCGCUGCUAAAAGAACGAAAAGUGCAAGAAGCGAUAGUCAAUUUAAACGAGUUGCAACAGAAAGAGAUUGAUUUGCUCACAUCCGAUGAACUUCGUCAGACACUACGAGACCAUGCCAUGUCAGAAGCUGCUGAAAAGGUCAAGGAAGCCCACAAGCAGAAUAUGGUGAAGCUGCAGCAGUUGGAGGAAAAGUUGAAAUUCGCUGAGCAGGAACUUCGACUGAUGCAUGGUGUUAGAGCAGCAUCUCUUGAAAAACCACACACCAAAGCUGAAGAAGUGCCAUUCAGUUUUGAAUUACACAUAUCAGUUGUUGGGCCAACAUUUGAAACAAUGCAAGCGAACCAACGUGUAUAUCAAGCCGUGGCACAGUAUGUAGCUAAGCACAAGUUCAAACCAGGAGAGCGUAUACAUUCAGCAGACAAAUCAGUAUAUCAACUUCUUGCUUGUCUAAGCGCCAUUAAAGAUCUCCAUAUCGUCGAUAUGUUGAAAUUCGAGUCUUCCGCUGGUUUGAAAAUCCAUUGUUUAACUUGUGAAGCAACAGGGGAGUUUCUCAAGGCAUUAAAUGGAAGUGAGUUCCAGCAACAAGUAAUGAUGUUAAGAAAAUGUCUAUUGAUAGAGAAAGAGAUGGCAAAGCCUUAUGAUGUGGUAGCAAGCUGCUCGUCGGCGAGUUUAGAGGAUAUCAGAAAGCGACUUCCUGACAAAGGUAUUGACAAAGGUUUGACUAAUGUAUUUAUUUGUGAGGAACAUGAUGGCACGCACUGUGAAUGGUAUUGUUCUGAUCACGGCAAGGUUUGCUGCUUACAUUAUAAGGAUAAAUACCACAGGUCUUGUGUUGGAAUGAAACAAGUCAUUUACGAAAGAACUUAUGACAAAGAAAAUGUAAAGAGUUUAACUGUUAAAUGUAAGAGAGGGGAUUAUGAUGUGAGAGUUAAAACAAAAUUUAACAGAGAGGACAAGUGCUUUGUAAGGAGCAUUUGUGUGCUGCCAAAUGGAAAUCUUUUCCUCAUUGAUAUUGAGAACAACAGCAUAAAGAAACUAAACAGAUCGUACAAGUUAGUCGGUAAUUGUAACUUUGCACGGAAACCCUACGACAUGUGUUAUAUAGGUAACGAAAGAAUUGCUGUCAGUCUAGAGUUCUGCGAAAUUCAGUUUGUGAAAGUUUCAGGUAAAAUGAAGCUUGAGAAAUUAGUAAAGCUUGAUCAUAAAUGUUGGGGUCUGGCCUGUCAUGGUGCUACUCUCUUUGUAAAUAGUGGACGGGAAAUAUAUACAUACAAUUUAGAGUGCAAGCAACAACAAUUUCUCUACAGGAGCACGGAUUUAACAGAUGCGUACGGUCGUAUUGCUGUCAGUGAUGAUGGCAAGAGAAUAUAUGCCGUAUUUUUUUCUGGUGUUCUUAUAGUGUUAGACAAAAGAGGAAAGCAUCUGUCUACACUACAGAUAGAUGUUUCCAACCAAGUCACAGAUGUUUGUAUCGUUGGCGAUGGUUCGGUGCUGGUAUUAGAAUACAGAGGCAGUGUGUAUCAGGUUGAUUAUAGAGGUGAACGCGUACUGGGCACAGUUGUGACAGAGUCAGAUGGUCUGGAAGAUGUAGCCUCGUUUUGCUAUGAUAGACAGAGAUGUAGAAUGAAUGUUGGGUUUAAGAAGGACACUGUAUCAGUCUUUGAACUUCAGUAGAUAAGAAGUGUUUUCCUGCGUUAGUUUUAACGAUUAUUUCACGUGUUACUGGUAUAUAGAUAGGCACAUAUCACAGUGCUACCUUCUGAUCUUAAAUAUCAAAAGAAAUAGAACUAUUAUUACAAUGAGUAGUAAACCUAGCCAUCAGAGUUUGUGGUCAUUUUUCAUAUGUGUAUACGUAGGCCUAAAGUGGAAGAUGAAGAAUCCAUUGUCCAAUUUCAAAUAUAUAAACCAGUGACUACACAUACGCAAAAAGGUGUAGCUGCAGAAUCAGUUGAAUUUUUUUUGUAAUAUAACUUUUAGCAGACAUUUAUUUAGUCUGAAUUCUUGCUGUAAUGAAGCCAAUUUUAUUUUGUGAAAACUCAUUGACAAAGCACCUUAUUUCGGUUUAACAUACGUAUGAAUACUAUCUCGAUAGCCUAUUGGUAGAGCGUCCACCUCAAGCUCAAGUGCGGAAGGUCGUUGGUUCAAUCCCGGCCGCCUUAUACCAAAGACGUGAAAAGUGGAACCAUUCGCUCCCUUGCUUGGUGCUCAACAAUAAAAGGCAAACAAGCUUGUCUUUUCACAUGCCCUC
Messenger RNA from Mercenaria mercenaria, 4425 nucleotides. RefSeq lists its product as uncharacterized. The record is from RefSeq and is a predicted model, not a curated record. The transcript has 14 exons. Bases 396 to 3851 code for a protein of 1151 amino acids. Gene Ontology annotation, molecular function: protein binding. NCBI's taxonomy places the organism in Eukaryota, Metazoa, Mollusca, Bivalvia, Venerida, Veneridae.